Messenger RNA from Cucurbita pepo subsp. pepo (vegetable marrow), 1049 nucleotides. The record is from RefSeq and is a predicted model, not a curated record. Lineage: Eukaryota; Viridiplantae; Streptophyta; Magnoliopsida; Cucurbitales; Cucurbitaceae.
UGAACUGAACAGAACGGUGGAAGUACGGUUUCUGUAGAACUUGUGGGAGCAUCUCAAUUCUUUUGUGUUUGUUUUCAAUUCAUUACAGACCGCCCACCGCCGCCGUUGGAGUCUCCGAACGACCGAUUCCAUAAAAUUGCAGCGGCUGCGGAUACUGGGGACAUGGACGAUUGGAGGAAGUUUAAGAAGGCGGGGUUGUUGGACGCGGCUGCAAUGGAGCGCAAGGAUUGGGAGGCGCUUCUUGAGAAGGCUUCAAGGCUUCAGAGCGAGCUUUUUGAUUACCAGCACAAUAUGGGACUUGUUUUGCUAGAGAAGGAAGCAUGUGCUUCAAAGUGUGACCUACUAGAACAAGAAUUAGCAGAAACGGUGGAAAUCUUCAAACGUGAACGAUCAGCACAUUUCAUUGCAUUAUCUGAAGUUGAAACGAGGAGGGAUAAUUUGAAGAAAGCUCUAGCUGCUGAGAAGCAACAUGUGUCUAGUCUUAAAAAGGCUUUAUGUGAAGCAAAGGAGGAGCGUGCAGAAAUCGAACUUACUUCUCAGAAAAAGUUGGCUGAUGCAAACGCUUUGAUAUAUGAAAUUGAGGAGAAAUCUUUGGAGUUGGAGAAAAAAUUGUAUGCUGCUGAAGCGAAGCUUGCUGAGGUAAAUAGGAAGAGUUCAGAGUUGGAAAUGAGGAUGCAUAAAGCUGAAAGCAGACCGAGCAAAUAUCCUUUGUCAUAAGUGUCACGCUAUUUUAAAGUGUCAACAUUGGAAGAAAGAUAUGAUGGAAACCCAGCUUCAUGAACAAAUUCUCAUGAAUUGGUUUCUAUUGGUCAGGGUUUCGAGCUCAGGAGGGGGAGGAAGGGAACGUUUGAAGGUGAAGAAAGGCGAGAUAUGGUCUCAUAUAAAAAGGAAACAAGAAGAACCUACUGACCUUACUCCAAAGUUGUUAUUACGACCUUUGGUUAAAAGAGGAUUUCAAAACUAGAUAAGAGGAAGAAUUUUGAAUGUGAAUGGAACAUCAAACCACAUUCAUCUCACUUCUCCUUUUUAAACUUUGAAUUUUGAACUUA